UGCGCGGUUCGAACCGGAGACGCCUCCGCAACCUAGAGCGAAGAGAGAGAAAUGCAGAGAAUCUCGUCGUCAGUCUUUCUCUCUCUUAAUUGUCUGGUUCGGGGGCGAGGAGCAUAAGGAAGUUGGAGGAAUUAGUAUUCUUUCACAAAUCUCUUCUGUAAGGGAUUGAAGAUAAGCUGAGGUUUCUUUUUGGAUGGAUGAGGUAUGGGAGAGGGCCGUAGAGGCCAAGCUCGAGGGGCAGGCGACGCCGUCCUCGGAACUUCGAGUGCUGAACCUAGACGGAGCCGUAAAAUCUCUCCAUGGGUGCCUCCCACCCGCCGGGCUUCUAGAGAGAUUCCCAGGCCUUGAGCAUCUCUCUAUCGCAAACGUCGGCGCAACUUCACUCGAGAGAUUUCCCCGCCUACGUAACCUUCAGAGGCUUAUCCUUUCGGAUAAUCGAAUCGCUGGUGGGCUCGAGAGUUUGGUAGAUGCUGGGUUGCAGUCGCUUCGCGAUCUUGAUCUAUCGAACAACCGGAUCCAGCACAUCGAGGACCUGGCCCCACUUGCUGCGCUUCAUCUGGUGUCCCUCGAUCUGUACGAAUGCCCGGUCACUAGGGUUAAGGAUUAUCGUUCGAAGGUGUUCGCGAUGAUCCGGACUUUGAAGUACCUGGACAAGCUUGACGCAAAUGAGAACGAACGUCCGGAGAGUGAUGAGGAGGAGGAAGAGGAGGAUGAGGAGGAGUAUGAUGAUGAUGAGGAAGAUUCUGGGAGUGGUGAGGUUGAUGGUGGGGAUCAGACUGGGAAUCUGACCAGUGGUGCUAGAAAUUCCGCUGAUGGGGAUGAGGGGAUUGUUGAUGCUGAUGAGGAUGAGGGGAGUGAUGCCGAUGAGGAGGAGAUUGAGACUAACGGGAGGAGAACAGGCAGUGGAUCAUCUGUAGGAUCUGGCCAUCACCUAUCUAAUGGAUUCAGAAUGACUGCUACUGCUGCUGCAUCUGUAGAAGGGGACGAGCAUGAUGGAGAUGAUGAUGUGGAAGAUGAGGAUGAUGAUGAUGAUGAGGAGGAGGAGGAUGAUCUGGGGGAGGAGAUUGAUGAGGAUGAAGCUGAGUAUGAAGAUGAUGCAGCUGAGAUGCACAAUAUUUUGGAGAGUGAUGAGGAAGAUGAAGAUGGCGUUGACGAAGUGGAGAUUGAUGAAGAGGAGAUUGAUGAAGAAGAUGUUGGUGAUGAUGAGGAGGUCGAUGAAGACGAUGAUGACAUGGGAGCUGGGGAUGAGGAGGAUGCUGAGCCUGCAAGUACGGGUAGGCUAGCUAGUACUGAAGGAGAAAUUGAUGGGCAUGACCAUGGUGAGGAGGAUGAAAAUGGGGAGAUUGGAGAGGAGGAUGAGCAGGGAGUAGAGGACAGGGGUGUUGAGGAGGAAGAUUAUGGUGAAAGUGAAGAUGAGGAUGAUCUGGACGGCGAGUAUCUGGUUCAGCCUAUCGCUAGAUCAAGCUGGCCUGAUUCCAGUGUUGCUAACGAAGAAGAUGAGAUUGAUUACGAAGAUGAGAACCACCGCCCAAGCCAUGGCACUCUGAAUCAGUCUUCCUCUUCUUCUGAUGCCAACAAGAGGAACAGAGAUGAACAAGGCCACCACCUUGAUAAUGAUAAAACAGAGGAACGAAGACCUUCAAAGCGACGCUGAUGAAUCGAAAGAGCAGCCAUGUAAAUUUUAUCUUUGAUGUCUGUCGUUGUUUUUCAUCCUCUCGUAUAGAUUUAUGUAAUUUCAUAAAACUUUAUAGUUUUGAAAGAAGGUUUGGGAGGGAAGGGAAGGGGAGGAUAUAGCCGUUUUCCUUCAAAUUUGAAAGUUUGUUGGUGACUAGGUCCGCACAUGUUUCCUCUAUUUGCCCGUUGGUUUCUUUUUUUCAAAUGACAGUUAUACCUGUACUUAUUUCUUGCAGCUCAAAAAUCACUCAACAGCUUAUUAUUUAUCAACGCAGCACUUGAUAAAUA
Messenger RNA from Dendrobium catenatum, 1962 nucleotides. RefSeq names its product acidic leucine-rich nuclear phosphoprotein 32-related protein 1. The record is from RefSeq and is a predicted model, not a curated record. NCBI's taxonomy places the organism in Eukaryota, Viridiplantae, Streptophyta, Magnoliopsida, Asparagales, Orchidaceae. Bases 194 to 1654 code for a protein of 486 amino acids. The transcript has 3 exons. Gene Ontology annotation, molecular function: histone binding. Gene Ontology annotation, cellular component: nucleus.